AUCAGAAGUUGGAAUAUGUAUACUAUUUUGAAUUUUGUUUCAGAUUAUUCUUCUGGUUAUGAGUCUGGGUCUGGUUCCUCUGAUGGUGAAUAUAAAGACAUUUCUUCUGCCAAAUCAACAACUUUCGCUACACUUGACAAAAUCUGGAAUGAACAGCAUCAACAAUCAACCAAAGAGAAGAUGAAUUUCCAAAAUACCAUGGAUUUAUCAAGUCAUCUCCGAUAUAUUAUCUCAAUGCCAGAACUAUGUGAUGUUACAUUUCUUAUUGGAAGCCAAAAAGUUCCUGUUUACGGCGUAAAGGCUAUCAUGGGAACACGAAGCAGAGUACUGUACAAUAUAAUUUUGAAGAAGCAAAGGGAAUUAGAAUUUUCCGCCAAAAAUCCCAAAGUGCAGACGAAGAAGAAAUUUAAAACACCUAAGACUAACCACCAUCUGACCAUACCUGUCAGUAAAUAUCUACUAGAGGACUUCCAGAAAAUUGUCGAAUACUUGCAUUGUGGUACUGUUGAUAUAUCUGCAUCAAAUGUGGCAGGUUUAUUGUGUGGAGCUUCUCAGUUUGAGCUUGGUGAUUUAAGAACAGCGUGUUUAGAUUACAUUGAACAUUGUUCAAGAAUUGGCUCGAUCAGUCUGUUAAUUCCAUCUGCCAAACGCUACAGUCAUCACUCGUCUGGGAAAACAUUGAUCUCAGUGAUAAUUGCUGCAUCAAAAAGAACAACCGUUGUUUAAAGCAGCCAUCACAGUUCAGCUACAUGACAGUGCUUACUUGUACAUAUGAUUAAUUUAUUAAGUGAAUAAAUACAUUUUAAAACAUUAACAA
This is a messenger RNA of Mytilus trossulus (common blue mussel), 817 nucleotides long. RefSeq names its product serine-enriched protein-like. The transcript has 4 exons. Gene Ontology annotation, molecular function: protein binding. NCBI's taxonomy places the organism in Eukaryota, Metazoa, Mollusca, Bivalvia, Mytilida, Mytilidae. The record is from RefSeq and is a predicted model, not a curated record. The coding region runs from base 16 to 726 and encodes 236 amino acids.